This is a messenger RNA of Punctularia strigosozonata HHB-11173 SS5, 3360 nucleotides long. RefSeq lists its product as uncharacterized. Gene Ontology annotation, molecular function: valine-tRNA ligase activity; ATP binding; aminoacyl-tRNA deacylase activity. The record is from RefSeq and is a predicted model, not a curated record. Gene Ontology annotation, cellular component: cytosol. Gene Ontology annotation, biological process: valyl-tRNA aminoacylation. Lineage: Eukaryota; Fungi; Basidiomycota; Agaricomycetes; Corticiales; Punctulariaceae. The transcript is spliced from 18 exons. Bases 121 to 3360 code for a protein of 1079 amino acids.
GAGCUGGCUCAUUCGGUUGAGUGCAGCACCAUUCGCACAUUGUCCUUCAGGGUGAAAACAACCUACCUCAUGAAUCUACGUCUCAUCUAACUGAGAGGAAAUUGUCUAGUGAGAGAUUAGAUGCGAGCUUGGCUGCAUCGAUUCCUCCCUCCAGCUACCGCCGUUCCCCGCGCGACCGCCAGAAACUUGACGACAAGCAUUGCGAGGAGGAUGGCGCAGACACCGAACGACGAGCCCGCCCCGACCGUGCCCGACGAGGCCGGCAGCGGCCCGGCCUUGACCAAGAGCGCAGCGAAGAAGCAAGCGAAGAUGGCGGAGAAGCAGGCCAAGCUGGCCGCGAAAGCGACCAAGGUCGCCGCCGCGACGCCCGCCGGGGAGAAGAAGGCGAAAGCGGAGAAAGCUAAGAAGGAGGAGGAGCCCGCGUUUGUGAACACGACGCCCAAGGGCGAAAAGAAAGAUACCACCCAGCCGAUGGGCUCCGGCUACAACCCGAUCGCCGUCGAAGCCGCCUGGUACGACUGGUGGGAGGCCCAGGGGUUCUUCACGCCCGUCGUACCCGAUACACCGCCCGCGCCGGAGGAUAUGUUCGUCAUCCCCGCGCCGCCGCCGAACGUGACCGGUUCGCUCCACAUAGGCCACGCGCUCACAACCGCGAUCCAGGAUGCGCUCGUGCGCUGGUACCGCAUGCGCGGCAAGACGACGCUGUUUAUCCCCGGCUUCGACCACGCUGGGAUCAGCACCCAAAGCGUGGUCGAGAAGCGGCUGUUCAAGAGCAGCGGACGGACGAGGCACGAUUUGGGCAGGGAAAAGUUCCUGGAGACGGUAUGGGAGUGGAAGGAAGAUUAUCAGGGCAGGAUAGCGAACCAGCUCCGACGCCUCGGCGGCAGCUAUGACUGGACACGGUCCGCGUUCACCAUGGACGAGCCCCGCUACCGCGCCGUCACCGAGAAUUUCUGCCGGCUCUUCGAGGACGGGAUCAUCUACCGCGCCAACCGCCUCGUCAACUGGUGCGUGCGCCUCAACACCACGCUCUCCAACCUCGAGGUAGACCAAAAGCAGCUCGACGGUCGAACCUUCUUGAGUGUACCCGGUUACGACCCGAAAGAGAAAUUCGAGUUUGGCGCCAUCACCUCCUUCGCCUACCCCAUCGACGGCUCAGACGAGAAGAUUAUCGUCGCGACGACCCGUCCCGAAACCAUGCUCGGCGACACCGCCAUUGCCGUGCACCCCGCGGACCCGCGCUACACGCACCUCCACGGCAAGUUUGCCCGACACCCGUUCCUCGACCGUCGGAUCCCGAUCAUCACGGACGACAUCGUCGUUGAUAUGGCCUUCGGCACGGGCGCCGUCAAGAUCACUCCCGCGCACGACCCGAAUGACUACGAGGUCGGGAUCAGGCAUAACCUCGAGUUCAUCAACAUCAUGAACGACGACGGCACGUUCAACGAGAACGCGGGCCGGUGGGCGGGCGUCAAGCGAUUCCACGCGAGGGUGCAGGUCGUGCAGGCGCUCAAGGACGCCGGACUGUACGUCGAGACGAAGGACAACCCGAUGCAAAUCCCGAUCUGCAAUAAAUCGGGCGACAUCAUCGAGCCGAUCAUGAAGCCGCAGUGGUGGGUGAACUCGAAGCCGCUUGCCGAGGAGACGCUGAAGCGAACGCGCGCGGGCGAGCUCACCGUCCAACCUAAGCAGACCGAGAGCGACUGGUACCGCUGGCUUGAGGGCAUUCAGGACUGGUGUAUCUCCCGCCAGCUCUGGUGGGGACACCGUGUACCUGCAUACCUCGUCAAGGUAAAGGGUGAAAAGACCGACAACGCUGAUAGCAAGUGCUGGGUGGUGGGACGCACGCCCGAGGAGGCGACGGAGCGCGCGAAGAAGCUCGCAGCUGGCAAGCCGUUCACGCUCGAGCAGGACGAGGACGUGCUCGACACCUGGUUCUCCUCCGGCCUUUGGCCCUUCUCCACGCUCGGAUGGCCGGAAAACACAAAGGACUAUCAGACGUUCUACCCGACCUCGAUGCUCGAGACCGGAUGGGAUAUCAUCUUCUUCUGGGUCGCGCGCAUGGUCAUGCUCGGCAUUCACCUGACGGGCAAGGUGCCGUUCCGGGAGGUGUACUGCCACGCGAUGAUCCGCGAUGCGCACGGGCGGAAGAUGUCCAAGUCGCUCGGGAACGUGAUCGACCCGCUGGACGUGAUACAGGGCCUGGCGCUCGAGGACCUGCACCAGAAGCUCUACGAGGGAAACCUCGACGAAAAGGAGAUACAGAAGGCGAAGGCAGGCCAGAAGAAAGAUUUCCCGAAGGGCAUCCCGCAGUGCGGCACGGACGCGCUCCGGUUCGCGCUAUGCGCGUACAGCGGCGGAGGUCGCGACAUCAACCUGGAGAUCCUCCGCGUGGAGGGCUACCGUAAAUUCUGCAACAAGAUCUUCAACGCGACCAAGUUCGCGAUGCUCAAGCUCGACGAGGCGUUCGUUCCGGAGCCAACCGCCAAGCCGACGGGUCGGGAGAGCCUUGUCGAGCGCUGGAUCUUGCAUAAGCUCAACGCUGCCACGGCAGAGAUCAAUAAGCAGCUGGAGGAGCGCAACUUCAUGCAGGCCACGUCCGCUGCGUACAGCUUCUGGCUGUAUGAGUUAUGCGACGUCUACAUCGAAGCGAUGAAGCCCAUGACGGACGAGUUUGCAUCGACCGAGACGAAGGUGUCUGCGCAGCAGACGCUGUACACGUGUCUUGAUCACGGCUUGCGCCUGCUUCACCCUUUCAUGCCCUUCGUCACCGAGGAACUGUGGCAACGCCUUCCACGUCGGCCCAACGACACGACCCCAUCGAUCAUGAUCUCCCACUACCCUCAACAUGAUACCGCGAUGGUGUUCGAGGACGCCGAAAGGGACUUCGACCUCGUGUUCUCCGCCCUGAAGACCGGCCGCUCCCUCGCCGCGUCCUACAGCCUCCAAAAUGACAUUCAAUUCUUCAUCCGCGUACAGUCAGACAACGAGGCGGCCCUGUUCGAAUCCCAAGCCUCCACAAUCGUCGCCCUCACCAAAGGCGGGAAGAGCGCGAAGGUGGUGAAAGAACUCAGCGAAAUCCCCGAGGGCUGCGGGUCGACCGUGUUGACGCCGACGAUCACCAUCUUCGUUCUCGUCCGGGGUCAAGUCGACCUCGACGUGGAAAUCGCCAAGGCAGAUAAAAAGCUGCAGCUCGCGCUCAUGAAUCUCGAAAAGAUCCGCAAAGUCGAGUCGCAGCCCGACUACGAAAACAUCAUCUCCGCGGACGUGCGCCUCCUGAACGAGGAUAAGCGCAAGACGUUGGAGGCCGAAGUCGAGAAUCUGCGAAAUUCCAAAGACAUGUUCGCAAAGCUGAAAUGA